GGAGCGAACCAAUUCUCGAGCAGUUGGAACCGUUCAGAAACAGACUUGGCAAUCAGAGUAGCGACGUCAAAGCCCAGGAAUAUUAUCUGAGUGUGGGGGCGACUGCUGUGGGCCGCUGGGGUUACGCGUUGCUGUCGCCUCCCCCCUCGAGCUCCGUAAUGGUCCGCGCCCUGAGGGCGCGCGAGGCUUGAAGGGCCGACCCGGGAACUGGGUGAGGGAGGUGGCUGUGGCGUCUCUGGCGGGGGUCGGGUGGCGAUGGAUGCCGAACGGGCAGAGGUGCGAGCCUUGGAGGCGGAGAUUGCAGCUCUGCAGCGCGCUUGCGAACAGCUGCCUGCGCCCUGGGAAGACGGGUCCCGAGUCCGAAAAUCAUUUCAAGAGAUACACCAUGCAGAUUCUGCAGGGUGGGAAUCUUCAAAAGCCCCAAGAAGUCAUCUUAGACAUUUAGAAGCAGAGCUUUCAUUUCUAAGUAUGCUUACUGGCUUCAAUAUAACACAUUACUCCAAGAAGACAGAAGAUCCGACGAGCGCUGAGAUGACAGAAGAAAGUAUAAAGAAAGUUCUCCAGAGACACAGAUUGUCAGGAAGUUGCCAUGUAGUUAUGUUUCAACUUGAAUUUCAGAUUCUGGAAAUACAGAAUAAAGAGAAUUUGUCUUCUGUCAUUACUGACCUCAGCAUAGUAAUGGAGCCCACAGAAUACUCAGAAUUAAAUGAAUUUGUGUCCAGCUUUCCUCUGGCAUGCCCUUCUGCCAUGGUGCUUCUGACUUGCAAUAGCCCCAAAGAAAUGGAACCAGCUGACCAUGGACUAAAACCUUUGAAACCAGCAGAAGAAAGAAGAGAUUUAUUCAUGUUUUUCCGAGGCCUACAUUUUUUUGUGGAAUGGUAUGAAUAUCGUAAGCGUACAUUUAAACAUUUCAAGGACAAGUACCCAGACGUAGUGCACCUCCCAGAGGGGCCCUGUUCCCGCUGCAUGGGGAUCCACAGUGCCAGCUGCCCAGGGUUUGAAUUGAUGAUUGUUUGGAGGAUUCAAAUAGAUGAAGAAGGGAAGGUUUCACCACUGCUGGAUCUUCUUACCAAAAUUCCUCAGCGAGCCCUGGAGCUGGACAAGAACAGAGUCAUUGAAACUGCUCCUCUGUGCUUCCGGACCCUGCUAAGAGUGCUUGGAAUCGAGGCUGCUGUUGAAAGCCUGAUAAGAUUGCUCCAGACAGGGAAUGCUUAGUUCCCAAAGGGCGGACAGGAGGAAUAAGACGUGUGCCAAACACCCUGUGACUCAGUGAGCACGAACGUUUGCUCUUUGCCACGUAGAAGCCACACCCUCAAAAGACGCCACCUGUGUAGCUAUUUAACGUGCGAUAAAAUUGACAAAAUGUCAGUGAUGACAAGUAUACUUUUGUUUCGUUUUUAGUAAAUUUAACAUUUGGGAAAAUGUACUAAGUGUGGCUGUCGGCCCCUGGACAGGUACAGAAGAGCUGGACCACCCCCUCGCCCCCACACAGUCACCCUGAUGACAGCCACACAGGCCAGCUUGGAGGGACCACCUGCCUGGCUCCCGCACCAGACCUCUUGGAGGUAGGCGCCUGUGGAGCUCCAUUUCUUCAGCAUUCCUUGGACCAGAGGUGCCACACCUGCCUCCUGCCUCCUGGUCUGCACAGCAGCAUGUCGGCGUGUCCUGACAUCCCUCCUCCUCCACAGAGGAAGUCAGCCUGCUGCUUUCAAAAGGCCUCAACGAACUGAGUGUGCAGGGGCCUGUUACAACAUUCUAGGACCAGUGAGAGUCCUCACAUCACAGGCGCACAGAGCAGCAGGUCUGUGGGGACCAGGACUGUGUGUGUUGGGGGUGGGGGGGUCCUUUCUCUCUCCUCCCCACAACCCAGGCUCCGGGCAGAGCUGACGCAGGUGAGGCCCCUGAGUCCCAGGCUGGAACAGCAAACCACCCAGGGUCAAAACAAUGCUGAGUCCAUUCCCUUCCUCCUGGAGAGUACGAGCUUCACACACGUUAGGUGGAGCCUCCAAAGUCCCUAGUGCCAAAACACACCACAUAAACAGGCAAACAGGAUGUCCAAACGCCUACAUUUUGGGUAUUUGUUUUGGUGUAGUGCCUGUUAUUGAACCCAGACAGCGCUAAGCUACAUCCCUAGCCCCUUUCGUUAUUCUGAGAAGUAGUCUUGUUAAACUGCCCAGGCUGAGCUCAAACUUACGAUUCUCCUGCCUCAGCCUCCCACGUUGCUAGGAUGACGGUGUUAGGAUGACAGGCACCACCACACCUGGUUGAAUAAGUAUCUUUUUGUAUCUCUGAAUAUAGAAUAAAGUUAGAAAUAUCAAGACAAUUCAAAAUAAAUUCUAGAAGAGUUAUCUUGAUUCAAUCAAACAAGUAUAAUUUUCAAGUUAUCUAUCACAAAAUUUCCCACAAAAAUUUACAAUCAGCAAAAUA
Molecule: messenger RNA, 2427 nt
Organism: Fukomys damarensis (Damara mole-rat)
Lineage: Eukaryota; Metazoa; Chordata; Mammalia; Rodentia; Bathyergidae
Gene: Cenpp
Product: centromere protein P
Exons: 9
Coding region: 256-1215 (319 amino acids)
Biological process (GO): CENP-A containing chromatin assembly
Cellular component (GO): nucleus; chromosome, centromeric region
Source: RefSeq, a predicted model, not a curated record